This is a messenger RNA of Ipomoea nil (Japanese morning glory), 2817 nucleotides long. RefSeq lists its product as uncharacterized. NCBI's taxonomy places the organism in Eukaryota, Viridiplantae, Streptophyta, Magnoliopsida, Solanales, Convolvulaceae. Gene Ontology annotation, molecular function: catalytic activity. Bases 1 to 2817 code for a protein of 938 amino acids. The record is from RefSeq and is a predicted model, not a curated record. The transcript has 2 exons.
AUGAAGAUCAUUUGUUGGAAUGUGAGGGGAGUGAGUUCCCAAGGCUCCCUUCACAGAUUAAAAAACUUGGUGAGGUUACAUAAACCAAGAGUGGUCUGCAUCUUAGAGCCAUUCAGGGAAACUGACAAAAUCAAAGAGCUUGCCUUUAAAAUUGGUUGGGGAGGCAAUAGAUGUGCAGGAAAUGAAAAUAUUUGGAUCCUUUGGGACAGUGGAACAAAGGUGCAAGUUGAAAACAUGAGCGAGCAGAUGAUAACAAUAAAAAUGGAAAUGGCUGAAUUCAACACAGAUGCAUUCAUUUCAUUUGUGUAUGCAAGUUGCAAUAGAAGAUUGAGGCAGGAGCUUUGGGAAAAUAUAGGAAGAAUAGCUGAGGAUUAUGAGGAGAAUAUGUGGGCAGUCAUGGGGGACUUCAACUGCAUCUUAAGGCCAGAAGAAAAGAAAGGGGGGAAUGCCUAUGACCUAAAUAAGAGCAGAGAAUUCCAAGUCUGCCUGGAUCAUGCUGAGCUGAGAGAAGUAAACUUCUAUGGGAAUAACUUCACUUGGUGGAAUGGGAGAUCAGGGGACCAAGCCAUUUGGGUGAGACUGGACAGAUGUGUGGUCAAUGAUAAGUGGGAAACAGCAGCUCAAACACAUGUGCACCAUCUGUCUAAAAGCACCUCAGACCACUCCCCUCUUUUGGUGGCUAUUGAGCCGCACAUAAGGAUAGGAAGGAAGCAAUUCUCAUUCUUGAAUGUGUGGUGUGAGCAUGAACAGUUCUUGGGAAUUGUAAAAAAAGUGUGGAGUGAAGAGGUGGUGGGAAACUCAAUGUACAGAUUUGCCACAAAGUUAAAAAAGACAAAAAGAGUGUUGAAAAAUUGGAACUGGGAAGUGUUUGGAAACAUAUUUGAAAAAGUCAAGUUGUUGGAGGAGAGGGUGAGGGUGUGUGAGGAGGUUUUACAGGGCUGUGUGAGUGAGGGGAAUAUGUUGGAGUAUAAAAAAGCACAAGCUGAAUUGCAAAAACAAGUUAGGAUAGAGGAGGGGUUUUGGCAACAAAAAGCACACUCUCAAUGGGUGGUGGAUGGAGAGAGAAACUCUAAAUAUUUUCAUGGGAUUGUGAGAGAGAGGAGGAGGAAACAGUUCAUUCACAAAAUAAGAGGGGAUGGAGGGCAAUGGGAGUCUGAACAGGAGAGAAUAGAUGAAAUGGCUGUUCACUUCUUCCAGAGGUUGUACUCUGAAGAGGAAAUUCAAGCUAACCCCCUAGUUUAUGAUUGUUUGCAGGAAAUGGUUACAGAUGAGGAAAAUGCUAAACUCAUAGCUAUCCCCUCAGAAGGGGAAAUAAGGAGUAGUGCGUUUAGCAUGAGUACUUCAAGUGCAGCAGGCCCAGAUGGAUUUGGGGGAGGCUUUUACCAAAGCUGCUGGGACAUAAUCAAAGCUGAUCUCUGUAAGUUGAUACAAGAUUUCUUUACUGGGAAAACACUAACAAAAGCUAUAACCCAUACUGCAAUAGUUCUCAUUCCUAAGGUCUCUAAUCCAGCAUGCUUUGCAGAAUUUAGACCCAUCAGUCUGAGUAACUAUUGCAGUAAGGUCAUCACAAAACUUCUGGUUCAAAGACUUGCAGAUGUGUUGGCAAGAGUUAUUUCCCCCUGGCAGGCAGGAUUUGUCAAGAAUAGAAAUAUUACUGACAAUAUCUUGCUUGCACAGGAGAUGUGUCAUGGAAUCUCAGUCUCUAAUCAAGAUGUGGUUUUAAAGCUUGAUAUGAUGAAAGCAUAUGAUAGAAUGUCAUGGUCCUGUGUGAAAAAUGUGCUUAAGAGGUUGGGAUUCUAUGACACUUGGAUUCGCUUAGUUGAUAGAACAGUGAAUAAUAUAUGGUAUUCUGUGGUUGUGAAUGGCAAUCAAAGAGGUUUCUUUCAUGCCACUAGAGGUUUGAGGCAGGGUGAUCCUUUAUCACCCAACCUCUUUAUCAUUGCAGCUGAUCUUUUGGCCAAACUGAUAGCGAAAAAUGGGGCCUCAUUCUCUCAGCCAAGAGAGGGCCCCCAAAUCCAUCACUUAGCAUUUGCUGAUGACAUGGUCAUAUUCACUUCUGGGAAAGGCAAAACACUUGAAAUGACCAUGGAAGCAAUUAGGGACUAUGAGAGCCAAUCAGGCCAAUUGGUGAGUAGAGAAAAGAGUGCUUUCUAUAUGCACCCAAAAAUAAGAGAGGAAGCUGUGAGGAGAGUGAAAAGGCUGACUCGCUUUAACAAUAAAGAAUUUCCUUUCACAUAUUUAGGUUGUCCUAUCUAUGUGGGAAGGAAAAGGAUUGAUCUGUUCACCAACCUUAUAACAAAAUUCUCUAUCAAGUGUAAAGUGAACCCUCCAAAGGCAGUGGUGACAAAGCUGGAGAGAAUGUUAGCUGAUUUCUUCUGGGGAAGGAUUGAUGGAAAGGCUAAGUAUCACUGGAGCUCUUGGCAAAACCUGGCCAAGCCAAUAGAGGAGGGUGGUGUGGGGUUCACAAGAUUGGGUGAAAUUGUGGAGGCUUCUGGCAUCAAGCUGUGGUGGAGGUUUAGAACUGAGAAGUCACUCUGGGGUGACUUUCUGAAAUCAAAAUACUGUCAGAAAGUCCACCCUGUGAGUAAGUCUUGGCAGAAUGGGGAUUCCCACAUAUGGAAGAGGAUGCUAGAAGCAAGGGAGAGGGUAGAAAAAGAGAUUGUCUGGGAUAUUGGUAGGGGGGAGGUGAACUUUUGGUGGGACAACUGGACAGGGAAGGGGGCUGUGGCCUUGCUCUACAACAUAAGGGGAAGGCACAAGCUCGAGAAAGGCUGUGUGACUUCUGGGAAGAGGCGGGAUGGAGGAUGGGAAAUAUGA